Trichophyton rubrum CBS 118892 is the source of this 5468-nucleotide messenger RNA. RefSeq names its product serine/threonine protein kinase. The transcript has a single exon. Gene Ontology annotation, biological process: protein phosphorylation. The record is from RefSeq and is a predicted model, not a curated record. The coding region runs from base 1384 to 4947 and encodes 1187 amino acids. Gene Ontology annotation, molecular function: ATP binding; protein kinase activity. Lineage: Eukaryota; Fungi; Ascomycota; Eurotiomycetes; Onygenales; Arthrodermataceae.
UGGGGAGGAGAGCUCGAGACGGCAGCAAGAGGGCGAGCAAGACCAGUACGGUCGUUAUCCGCCUGUUCCCACCUUGUAACUUUGCGGGAGGGAGGAACUGAACCAUGGAUGCGGCCGUCUGAUGGGCCGCUUUAUCCAUAAAAAGCCGGAGGAGAGCCUUCUUGUCGCCCAGGUCGGUUGUUUAGAGUCUGAUCUUCUAGAAGUACUCAGCCAUCCCAGCACAUGUGUGUGUGUGCGUGUGUGUGUGUCUGCAUAGUUAUAUCUGCAUCUGCGUCUGCAAACUGUAACCAACCGACUGUCAACUGCUGGACAGGCAGUCAGUGACGGUGUCCUCGAGAGCGUCACCACCCAGUAUCAAGACCGACGACGGGGGCCCCUUGAAAACCAAAGCUUUCGGCCAUCCUGAGUCGCCAUUAGCUCGCCGUCCGUCUUCUUGCCCGCAUGUUGUACGUCUCCAUGCCACACAGCAGACAUCGUCUCUCCUCCUCGCUCGCCCACCAGCCAGUCUCUGGCGUCCAAUUCGGUAUGUCAUUCGUGCGAGUUGUCCUGCCUGGCUCCCCCUAUCCUCCUGCCAUGUCUCUCUGCGUGUCCUGGCUCUGCUCAGUGGCUGGACAUUCUCCUUCUCCGUCUGCCUCUGUUGCUGCUGCUGCUGGCUGUGUCGUGGUCCUUUUUUUUGCUUGUCGUCGAAGAAGGAAGAAGCGGCGGCGGCAGAAUCAAAAAGCGGUCGCCAAAACGGCCAACGCCAGCCUCAUUCUGAAUUUUCACCUUCGCCUUUUCGUCUCAACCACAACAACAACCACAACACCAACACCAACCACACCUCACGCAGCAGCGACAGCAGCGGCAGCGGCAGCCAGGUCUUUUCCUUUCGCUCCCCCUGCUAGAUGAGAAGCCUCUGCUAACCUCUGGCCGUCUCUCCGGCAGGCUCCCUUCCAAUUGACCUGGGUGUGGUCUCUGCGUGACGGGCAACAGUCCAACCAAGACCCUGCACAUACCGAACUUUUCCCUCUUCCCUUAUAUUUUUAUUUAUUUUUUUUUUUCUUAUUUCUAUUUUUUCCCCUUCCUCGCACUGUUUUAUUGAUAUUGCUACUACUACUAUUACGAUGAAUCCUCCUUGCCUCCUCUAGUUACACGAAGGAAAAGCAGCGCUCCUGUCCUUUUUCGCUGCUGGGUGGCUGCAUGUAAAAGGCCCGUUUCUCGUUUGCCGCUGGAGGACCAAGGAGCCAGAGCCUCCAGCCGUAUCCUUCACACCUGGUCGACAGGCUCUCCAACUCCCCCUCCCGCCUCGCCGGUUAUUUCUUAUGGACAUUUCGCGCCUGUCUAGCCAGUCAUCCAGGUCAGCUGUCACGCUGUCGAGCCCAAGCUCGCCUCGCGUCGUGCUGCAUGGCCAUCUCAAUUGCCGACGCACCAGGCCCAUUCUUGUACCCAUUCUUCCUCAUGCCUGACCUCAAGGCCGCUCCCCCGGUCAGACACAGCUUAUUCCACCGCCUUGGACUUCGUAGCUGGCUGGGGAGGGACGGCGAAGGCAUCGAAUCUCACUCUCAGUUCAUUGCCCGAGAAUUGAGCCGCCAGCGCCUAGCGGGCAUUCCUUCUUCAAAUGCAAAACGUGUGCACGAUGAUAACGAAAGCGACGUCAACUAUGAUGACGAUAUCGACGGUGUGACUUCGGUGGCAGACAGUGAGCAGUUGGCAGGCUCCCUCCCCCAGGCCAGUCCGUCUAAUGUUACCGUUGGUUUGCCCAGAGCCCCAACCUUUAAACGACAGAAUUCAGAGCGCCGCGACCACCUUACCCCUUCGGAGUCUGGCCUAGGACACAGACGGGCCUACUCUGCUGACCGCCAGGGAGAUAUAGGGCCUUGUAGAACAAGCUCUCCCCUCCCGGCUUAUUCUCCCCGGAAUUCCGUGCCAGAUUUACCCACAAAAGACUAUCAUGUAUCGGCCCAGGCAUCUCCCACCUUGAUCAACGAUGAACCGUCCCCACUUCAACGUGACCCCGAACUGGGGCAAAGGCAAUCGCAAACUGACCUAGCUUCGGAAUACGGACCUCCCUCUGAAGGUACUAUCGAUAAUGAACUAGAAGCCGAACUCGACAAGAAAUGGAUCCUUAACCUUAGCAUGAGGUUCAGGGACAAGUCUGACCGUGAAAAAUUCUUCAUCACUUAUGCUGAGGCCUCGAACAGAUGGCGGAAAGUUACCGUGUCUUGCGACUACCGUAAUGCCGAACCUAACUCACUUGAGUCUGACCUGAAAAAGCUACAAUACCACCGUGAAAAAAAUGCUCAUAUAUAUGAAUCAAUUCGCGAGUCUAUCGAUGAGAUUCAAUUUUAUGAUACUGUCACAAAUCUUAAACUGGAAACUCGGGACGGCCGUCUCCACGUUCAUGUUACCGAGGAUGUGAACGAAGUUAUCAUUUUCCCUCCAAUCUCCAGCGUCGAGUAUCUCAACCCCUUGUUUAUUCCCGAAAGCGAACUAGAUUUUGAUUCUCACUUAUCCGGCUUUGUUUACCGAGUGAAGUACCAUGGAAAGGACUACGUGAAGAAGGAAAUCACUGGCCCAGAUACUGUUGAGGAAUUUCUCUACGAAAUCAACGCUCUUCACGCUCUUCUUGAUUCGACCAAUGUUAUCAAUUUUAGAGCAAUUGUUGUUGAUGACUCCGGGACUUUGGUCAAAGGACUCUUGAUAGACUACGCAGAACAGGGCGCCUUGGCUGAUUUGUUUUACGACUUCAAGGGUGAACUUUCUUGGAAAAGGAGAGAACGCUGGGCAAAACAGAUCAUUAAGGGACUUGGGGAUAUUCAUGAAGCAGGCUUUGUCCAGGGAGACUUUACCGUAUCCAACGUUGUUGUGGAUGAGCAUGAUAAUGCAAAAAUAAUUGAUAUCAACCGCCGAGGCUGCCCGAUUGGAUGGGAACCACCAGAGUUUGCCAAAAAGUUGGAGAGUAAACAAAGAAUAUCCAUGUACAUUGGCGUGAAGUCGGAUCUUUAUCAACUAGGGAUGACUCUUUGGGGCCUGGCCAUGGAAGAGGAUGAACCAGGCAGGCAGCCACGACCGCUCCUUAUACCGGAAGAUAUGAAAAUCCCAGCUUAUUUCAGGAGAAUAGUUGAUAUUUGCCUCAGCGAACGUCCACAGGGCCGUUUAUCCGCUAAGGACCUCCUUGCCUUGUUUGAUGAUCAAAGAGAUGAAGUUUUCCCCAGUCCUGGAGCGGACGUACCCCGUUAUGCUCCCAUGCAAGAUCUCAACGGUGUAUACCAAGGCUAUCCCUACAGCAAUUACAAUUAUCAACUGGCUUCAGUGUACAUGGACCAACAUCCCAAGGGUAUGCACUAUACCAAUGUACCCAUAGGAGAUCGCCUUCGAUAUCAACACAUGGGGGUCGAGCCGGUGAUAAUGCCUCCAUCGAGGAAUAGUCCUGAUUUCCAUUGUGUGAAUAACAACUUACAAGCUGCUCACAACGGCGAGCAUGGCCUCCCCGGUUCUCCACAUGGGCUUAAUCAUAAUGGACAGUAUCUACCUCCCGGAAGUCACUGGGCGAAUGGUCAUAAUCCGGUGCCGUACUAUAACCCUGCAUUUGUUAGACCCGCACUGGCUUCACAUCAUACUUCCAUGGGUUUAGCUGAAAUGGAGCUCUUGGACCGUCAGGAUAGAGAGACAGAAUCUGACCCUCGAUUUGAUGAUUUUGGACCUGUAGAUCUCCCAGUGCAUUCUGAACGCGGAUGCCCCGUUGACGAAGACCAUAUUCAUGAAAUCCAGGACCAUGUUGAAACCGACCCCUCGUACCUAGUGGAUGACCCUUACCCAACACCUGAUCAAGCCCAUCUUCCUCUUGACUCCCUCCCUUCCCCUGAAUAUUAUGACGAUUCCCGACUGGAAUACAAUCCCGAAGUUAAGCACACUAUUCAGGUAGAUCCGCCAAACGAUCGGGAAGGAAUUAACUACCCCAAACCAGUCCUUGGCCUUGGGGAUCUCUCUAGUUCUCGUCUGCCAAUCAAUCCGGACUUUAUGAAAACCACUGGCUGUGACUUGGCUACGCACCAUUCUGAUAUCUCUUCAUCUGGAACAACCUCCUUUGGACAGCCAAUUUCCAAUGAUACCCUUUUCACUUCUAGUUUACCAAUAAAUCUCCGAUAUGAGGAACUUCCAUCCAAGCCUGUGUCUUUGAAUAAGUAUGCCGAUGACGAUUUCUUAACCUCAAGUUUGCCGAUUAAUCCGGCUUAUGUCGAUCCUUUAGAUCGUGACACUUCUCCACGCGAACGAACUAGCAAGACGUUUAGCGGCGGUAUAAAGUCUACGAUACCCCGGCUCCGGAUUACACCCCGAGACGACCUCUUCCACUCUGCCCUCCCGAUCAAUCCCUGCCACAGUGAGCAGAGUCUUGACAUUCACAGGAAGACGCCAUCGAGUCUUAAUCAAUCGCGAAGCAAGCUUGCUGCUCCUAAACCAGAACUAAUUCCUGAGCAAAAGUUAUCUGGAAAUACUGCCGUUGGCACCCUUCCGUCGUCUGACGCUUCACCCGUUACCUCUAAUGAUUUAUUCACAUCUUUGUUGCCGAUUAAUCCGCAAUUUUGUUUUCAGGAUUUCAGCGCCCGUCUGUCACACAACAACCUGUUUACAUCUAUUCUACCGAUUAAUCCCCGCCAUAAAGGACAAAUUAUCAGGCAACCCGGGAAUCUAGGUUCUCCUAUACGCCCUAGCCUUUGCUCCACGCAUACCCCAUCUAUUUCAGCCCCACCUCACCAAAUAAUAUCUCCACAACUGUCAUCAACCAUCUCAUCUUCGGACGACCUUUUUCUUUCAACCCUACCGAUAAACCCUCAACACAAAGGCAGACAGCCCGACCGUCUUACUCUUCCAUUUUUCAAAGCGGUUAGCAAUGAUCUCAUGUCGUCAAACCUGCCAAUUAAUCCGGCCUUCCCUCACCCCAACGCCUUCCUGGAGAAAAUUAUCUGAUUCCCAGAAGUUAUACAAGGCGACUACGAAUACCCCCUGCACUGAACUACUUACGUCAGUGCUACCUAUAAACCCGGCUGUUCGCACUUGAUUAUUCAACAACAUAGACGAGCGACUCAUAGUCAAUUGCCCCCGAAAGUACAAAACUCCAACUUCUCUCUACACCAAAUCCAUCUCAACAAAAAAUGCCACACUUUCCCACUUCGACACUUGUAUUUGAUACUGAAUGUUAUCUAAUUUCAGUCCAUUUAUUGCAUCAUCUAGUAGGAGGAGCGCGGUGUUUUCCCUUUGCCCUAUUGUUACCCAUUUCGUUUGUUUCUCCCCCCCUUUUUUUUCGUUUGUUCUUCCAUAUGUCAUUUCGUUUUAUCGUUUGCUCAUUGAUCCGAUGUUUAUGCAUUUAUGUCUUACAUUUCUGCCCCUUGUUAUAAAUCAGCCAUUUUUUCCAUCCAUUUAUUUUAUUUCUUCCUAUAUACCCUAUAUAAUGACCUGUCUACACUUUUCAUACUCGGCAACGACCAAGA